AUGCCCAUAAAAUUGUCAUUGUUAGCCAGCUUUUUUCUCCUAAGUUACGCAUUUGGCUUCUUUUCUCACGGGUAUGCGCCAAUCAGAGCUUCAUGUCCCUGGGGAAAAUUGACAAGAUCAUCUCUUGAGGGGCUCAAUGAGGACGAAAAAAAUUAUGUCGAUAAUAGAUACAGAACAGUUGCGAAACCAAGCCUUGAAUCAUUUCUCAAAGGUUUAAAUUUGGCUGACUUUGAUGUUGAUGAAUUUCUUGAAAAAGCCAACCCCACUAUAGGUUUAGCUUUCUCUGGUGGUGGUUUUAGAGCUCAGCUUGCUGGUGCUGGUCAAUACGCUGCAUUGGAUUCAAGAACAAGAGUGGCUAAUGGUAAAGGUUUGGGAGGUAUAUUGCAAGCUGCUAGUUACAUCUCGGGUCUUUCUGGUGGUUCAUGGUUGGUUGGCUCCUUGGUUAGCAAUGACUUGAUGUCCAUCGACGAAUUGAUUGACCAAAACACGUUGUGGCAAAUUCAGAAUACCUUGUUGUUUAAUGGAAAUAGUAUUCUCAGUAAUUUGGAUUACUGGCUUCUGAUCAACUUGGAAGUGAAAGGGAAGUUACUAGCAGGUUUCGGUGUGACCAUUACUGAUAUAUAUGGCAGGGCUUUAAGCUAUCAAUUGCUAGCCAACUUUGAAAAGUCUGGUGCUAGGUAUAGAUUUAGUGACUUGAGGUCUCAAAACGGUUUCCAAAACUAUCAAAUGCCUUAUCCAAUAUUGGUUGCACUUGGUCGAGCACCAGGAACUUCCAUUGUCAAUCUUAAUAGUACAGUGUUUUCACUCACCCCCUUUGAAGUUGGAAGUGAGGAUCCUUCAUUGCAAGCUUUUGUGGAUACCAAGUACUUGGGAACAUCGUUGGACAACGGGUCUCCAAGAAAGCUGUACUGCAUCAACGGUUUCGACAAUGUUGGGUUCUUUAUGGGCACAUCAUCCUCAUUGUUCAACAGCGUCAUUCUUGGAUUAAAUUCACAAGACCUUCCCGAGUUUUUGAGGAACUUGUUGAAUAAAUUCCUUGUCGAGCCUUUUGAGAGGUUGAAUGUUGAUGUGGCGCAUUAUAAUCCGAACCCGUUCUACAAGAGUCAAAAUGCGAGGAAUUCAAUUGAAAAGAGUGACACGUUAUAUUUGGUUGACGGUGGUGAAGACGGUCAAAAUGUACCUUUGGUUCCUUUACUUCGUCGGAACCUAAGCGUGAUAUUUGCAUUUGAUAACUCCAACGACCACCUAGGAUGGCCAGAUGGGACAAGUUUGAUCAAAACUUAUGAACGCCAAUUUUCAGCACAGGGGAGGGGAACUCCAUUCCCCUAUGUCCCGGAUCAAAAGACGUUUAAAAAUUUGAACUUGACUUCAAAGCCUGCAUUUUUUGGUUGUGAUGCAAAGAACUUGACCUCCUUGACUUCCGAUAUAUAUGACGUGCCUUUGAUAAUCUACACUGCAAAUCGUCCCUACACUUACUGGUCAAACACAUCAACGUUCAAAAUGGCAUACUCGUUAGAAGAGCGUAAUCAAAUGAUAUCUAAUGGUUUUGCAACAGCAACCAGAUUGAAUGGAACGUUGGAUGAAGAAUGGGAUGCUUGUAUUGGAUGUGCCGUCAUCAGACGUGAACAAGAGAGGUUAGGUCUUGAACAGAGUGAACAAUGUAAGCAGUGUUUUGAAAGGUAUUGCUGGGAUGGUACUAUUUAUGAGGGAGAGUCGAUCGGGGACAAUUUUGAUGACAACGGAAUCACCAGUGAUGCCACCUACUACAAUGCACAGAAUGUUCCCGGGUUUGAAACCUCAUGUAUCCUUUUCAAAAGAGAAAACCAAACCAACAUCGAUGUAAAAUGGAAGAGGAAAUGA
Molecule: messenger RNA, 1860 nt
Organism: Lodderomyces parapsilosis
Lineage: Eukaryota; Fungi; Ascomycota; Pichiomycetes; Serinales; Debaryomycetaceae
Exons: 1
Coding region: 1-1860 (619 amino acids)
Biological process (GO): glycerophospholipid catabolic process
Cellular component (GO): intracellular membrane-bounded organelle; cytosol; extracellular region
Molecular function (GO): A2-type glycerophospholipase activity
Source: RefSeq, a predicted model, not a curated record